Egretta garzetta (little egret) is the source of this 966-nucleotide messenger RNA. It is a transcript of the gene SYNPR, whose product is annotated as synaptoporin. The record is from RefSeq and is a predicted model, not a curated record. Lineage: Eukaryota; Metazoa; Chordata; Aves; Pelecaniformes; Ardeidae. Gene Ontology annotation, cellular component: synaptic vesicle; synaptic vesicle membrane.
AUGCCGGGGAGCACAAAUAAUGUCCCUUCCCCCCCCUCCCUUUGGUCUACAGCCUCACCAGGUGGGUUGGUAACUGCUUAGAUAGCGCACAUCAGACAAGCAUGAGGCUUGCUUGGUGUGUUAUCCCACAAACCGUGGAUCUGGGCGGGGGACAGGAAUUUUCCAUUCCUCUCAAGGGUCCAGCUUUUUGCAAUCUUUGCAUUUGCAACAUGCGGUGGGUACUCUGGAGGACUGCGCCUCAGUGUGGACUGUGCAAACAAGUCCGAGAGUGACCUCAACAUUGACAUAGCCUUUGCCUACCCCUUCAGGUUGUAUCAAGUGAAUUUCGAUGUUCCCACUUGUGAAGGCAAGCGCCGAGAAAAGCUCUCCUUGAUAGGGGACUUCUCCUCUUCGGCAGAGUUCUUCGUCACCAUUGCAGUCUUCGCCUUCCUCUACUCACUGGCUGCCACCGUGGUUUAUAUCUUCUUCCAGAACAAGUACCGUGAAAACAACAGAGGGCCUCUAAUUGAUUUCAUUGUGACAGUGGUCUUCUCAUUCUUGUGGCUAGUGGGCUCAUCUGCCUGGGCUAAAGGACUGUCGGAUGUAAAGAUUGCGACCGACCCGGACGAAGUGCUAUUAUUGAUGUCUGCCUGCAAACAGCAGUCCAACAAAUGCUUGCCUGUUCGCAGCCCUGUUAUGUCAAGCCUCAACACUUCGGUUGUCUUUGGCUUCUUGAACUUUAUCCUCUGGGCGGGCAACAUUUGGUUUGUGUUUAAGGAGACAGGCUGGCAUUCCUCGGGCCAGCGGCACGCUCCAGACACCAUGGAGAAGCAGUCCAGCAGCUACAACCAAGGUGGCUACAACCAAGACAGCUACGGGCCAUCUGGUGGCUACAACCAGCCAGGCUCCUAUGGCCAGGUGGGUGAAUACGGCCAGUCCCAGAGCUACGGCCAGAGCGGGCCAACCUCCUUCGCUAAUCAAAUUUAG